CUUUUAACACCUGAACCAGUCGGGCACGUGUCAGCUUCACCGCGAUAUUUAGUCAGUAAACCAGACGUUCUGACCGCAAGAGCACUUGUUCGGCAAAAAUGAAGUCGGCGCUGGUGUUCGUGGCGUACCUGGUGGUGUCGAGUCUGACCGUUGAGGGAGUCGACAUCCACACGCCCUUGAGGGUCGGGGCCUGGAACGUCCAGCGCCUCGGGCAAACCAAGAUGGGCAAGCCUGAGGUGGUUUCUCUCCUAGUUCAGGUACUCCGCAGAUACGAUGUUGUGGCGGUGCUGGAGGUGCGAGACGUCUCAGAGGAAACGCCGGUCCUCCUUCUGGAUGCUCUCAACAGCGGACUGAAUGACACGUACAGUCUCUCGCUGUCUGCGCGCGUGGGGAGAAGCUCGCAGAAGGAGCAGUACGCCAUCUACUACAAGCCUUCAAGGGUGACUUUGGUGUCCACCUACCAGUACCCGGACACGCCCGACGCCUUCGAGUACGACCCCUACGUGGUCGUGUUCAGGGAUUCGAAUCAGCUGACGUUCGGAAUGGUCUCGAUCCACACCAAACCCACCGACGCCGCCACGGAGAUUGAUGCCUUGGUGGACGUCUAUGAUGACUUCAGGUCGCUUCCAGAAGGCGUUGAUGACGUGAUAAUCCUCGGCGACUUCAACGCUGGCUGCGACUACGUGACGAGCACUGACUGGCCCAACAUUCGGCUCCGGACCCAAGGGUCGCGCUUCACGUGGCUCAUCUCCGAUCAUGCUGACACGACCGUCAAAGGCACUACUUGCCCUUAUGACAGGAUCGUGGUAUCGGGAUCCAGCCUAAAGAGUAUCGUGUACUCAGGCUCCGCUGAACCUUACUACUUUGAUGAGGCGCUCGGACUCACGGAUCAGACGUUGAUUGAGGACACAAGCGACCACUACCCCGUGGAAGUCCGCCUGCGAGGUGCUGUGGCCCCAGAGGUGUUGGCAACCACGACUCCCAACAUCGCCGUCAGUGUCACUUUCAACGCCACUGCGUCAGGCAUUACGAGCAUCACUGGGAACCUCGCCUGCGACCAGGAUCUUGUGCUCUUCCGUUGGAAGGUAGACAAUUUAGAAACUGCAAAAAAAUCAGUUUCGGAUUUCGCUUCUGAUAACAGCGGUCUUGUGCCUCCUGAGGCGGUGUCCGUGCUGUCCUACAAGCUAGAUGAAGGAGCAAUGACAGAUCCUACGUUAUAUGGCGACGGCCUCAGCUCUCCCGAGUACACGAUCACCCUGUUAUGCUCAGUUUCCCAGGCUUCAUGCUCGCUCUCCGUCACCACCCCGACGCUGGUCAACUGAAGCGAACAAUAUUGCAAAGUGACAACGAUGCAACGGCGGGGCAAAAAGAGAGGAACCAUAGAGUUUUAUAAAGGAACUGUGACCUGGAGGGUGAGAGAGGAAGAAGGGAAAAAAAAAGGAGUAUAGAUCAGAGGGCGAAGCAAAAGCGAGGAAAAAAAGGGGGGAAAACUACAAAGCAUUUAGACGGACUUUUGGAGCUAAAGGAACGACACGAAAUGUAAACUAAAAAGCUUUGGCAAAAAUGAAAUAGACAUAUAUGUUUUGAACUGCCACUGCAAACACGAGCGAGCUAAAGAAAAAAACAAACAAACAAAAAAAAAAACAUGACAAACCCCGCGAAAGCGAUUCUGUGGUGUUCGUAUUUUCUAUCAGUAAAACGUCGCAUGAAAAGUAUUUGAAAGAAUAUUUUUAUAUAGUUUGGUGGAAAUGAAAGUUGUGAAGUUAGAAAUCCCAUAUAUUUUUCCAAUAUUUUUUUUUUCUGUCGGAAGUCUUCAUAUCAAAACUUUUAUAAAAAUAUUUUUUUUCUGUCCUCUCUCUCACUUUACUGAGUUCAUGAAUAAAUAUCUUGCAAUUCA
Messenger RNA from Penaeus indicus, 1897 nucleotides. Its product is annotated as deoxyribonuclease-1-like. Gene Ontology annotation, biological process: DNA catabolic process. Bases 99 to 1322 code for a protein of 407 amino acids. The transcript has 9 exons. Gene Ontology annotation, molecular function: DNA binding; deoxyribonuclease I activity. Gene Ontology annotation, cellular component: nucleus. The record is from RefSeq and is a predicted model, not a curated record. Lineage: Eukaryota; Metazoa; Arthropoda; Malacostraca; Decapoda; Penaeidae.